AUUGGAACACGAUAUUAGAAGGCAGUCCGCGGUCCAUCCUGCCUGGGCUUUCUUUUUGCAGGGGCGAGCGAGGCGAGAGGAACGGUCCCAAAGUCGUGCUGCACUAUGGCAAGGCUGGUUCUCGCAGGGGCGCUGUGCGCUUUGGCCUUUGGCUUCCAGGCGGUCUUGACGCAAACGACUGACAUCAGUCUCCCACCUGAAGACCUGGACUCAUCGGGUGAUGAUGAUGACUCUUUCUCUGGCUCUGGUGCAGGUUCUUUGCUAGAGCAUCCUGUGAUUCCCCGGACUGUUGCAUUACAAGGAAGCACAAAUGCAUCAAUCUCUGUAGUGUCGGCUCAUGUCCCAAGUCAGCAACCUGAAGUUCAGACAGCAGACAGCCCUAUAGAAGACAAUGAAAGAGUACCUGUAUCCCCAACAAGCACCCCUGUACUCCAAACAAGCGAUCUGGUGACUGACAAGCCAGCAGUACCUAUUGGAGAUGAGAUGGGCUCACUUGCUGAGCAAGCUACAACAAGGUCAGCAGCUACAACAAGGUCAGCAGUUGUAACGACAAAAAUCCCAGUGACUCAUCAUAUUUCCACAGUCAGAAUCACAACCUCUCAAGCCUCUAGCACAGUCAGAGUUGCUGAGCCUGAAAUCCAUCCUGAUCACCCUUAUCUAUCUAACAGUGAUAAAGAAGUGACUAUUCACACUGUGUCAACGAGUGAGACUAGCUUGGAUGCUCCCAGUCCCACUACAAGCAUCACUAUUCUUCAUAAUGAUAUCUUUUCUCCUCUGCCUGAAGAAGAUAUUUUAUCACCUGAAGAUGGUUCUGGUGAUCAGGGUGACUUCACAUUUAACCUACUUGAUGACAAAAUAGAAGCAAAGGGAUCUGAACCAGAGAACAGAGCAGGGGAUACAGGAACACAUGAUGCAAAAUCUGCAGGAAUAAUGGAUAGGAAAGAAGUUCUAGGAGGGGUCAUCGCUGGUGGAUUUGUAGGCUUGCUGUUUGCUGGAUUUUUAGUUGGGUUCAUGCUGUACAGAAUGAAGAAAAAAGAUGAAGGAAGCUAUUCAUUGGAUGAACCAAAACAAUCAAAUGGGGGUUAUCAAAAACCACACAAACAAGAAGAAUUCUAUGCAUGAACUAACUGAACUUAAGGACACUUUUGCUUGAAUUUCUCUUCUGUCCCUGGACACCAUGAGUUCUCACUGCGUUUAAAAGGGGGGGAAACUAAAAGCCAUAAGACUGAGUUAAGCCUCUGCCUCCUUGCCAUUGGGAACUUCUAGAUUUUUUCCAAAGUCAACCUGGAUUAAUACGCUAACCUGCUUUCUUGCACAAUUACCUGUAAAGCUGGGACAGAGGAACUGCCUUUGUCUUAUCUAAGGACUCCUUAGGAGAAAUAAGGAACCAAUUGUAAAUAGUCUUGACAUCCAGAAAAAUGUCAAGAAAUUAGUAAGGUAUAACUUGUGUAUAUUAAAGACCUCCUUCCCCAUCCUUUAUUUGCCACAAGUAUGUGUGUUUUUUUAAAGGCUAUUGUGUGGCUUUCAACUGUUCUUCCUUUGAAUAACACGAAGUCAUUGUAUUGAAGCUGAACAUGAAAGUGGUACGAGAGGGAAAGACCUCCAGUAACAAUGAUCUGUCCAAAAUGGUGGAGAUCUUAAACCAUGGCUCGUACCAGGUUAGAAGUUAGAUCCCUCCAGCAUUUGAGGGCAGAAAUCUUAUAUACACUGUUUCACAUCCUGAAGCAGCAUAGAGAUGACGCCUGGGGAUUGGGUAUAUGAGAAGUACAUGCUCUCCCAAUUUCUUUUGGUCUUACUGACUGUGUUGGGAUCUGUUUGCUGUGUACAGAGCGAUGUAGGAGUCCCAGGGCCACCAUUUAUCUACCUCUUCUGCAUCGAGUUUUUCAUAGCAGCUACUUCUCCACUUGGUUUCCCAACUUCUCUCCACCAUCUAGUACCUAGAAAGAAUGCUGGGUGUAACAUGCAAUGUACAGGAUGGAGCAUGUUAAAGGGUAAUGAGGACUCCGGCGCCUGCCAAGUCCCAUGGACUAGAAUCCUAUUAGAUUGGUGUUUUUUGUAGUAUGAAUUCUGUGAGCAUAAGCUCGAAAUGCAGAGCCUAGGGGAGUUAGCAUCUGUUAUGUACCUGGCUGUCUUUUAUCUUGAUCCAACCUGUGCUAGAGCAUUAACGAAGUUUGAAGAUCAAAUGUCUUUAGAAGCUAUUCCGUGUAGAAGAGGGAGUUAAUGAUGUUGUGUGCCUUCAUCUCCUUUGAGCCCAAAAGGUAAAGUGGAGUUUUGCUGGGCUGUCUAUUAAUGGGACCAAAUCAAUGAAUGUCAGCACUUCCAAAGCAGUAUUUAAACAUUGUUUUUAAGUACACUGUAUACUGGAUGGGGGAGGAGGUACUCUUUUGGAAACAGGUAGCUGAUAUAGAGUAAAUAAAUAUAGAUGUAUGACUUCUGUAAUGUACAGGAUGAUAUGGCUGUGAAUGGUCUAUGCCAAACAGCUUCUAUAAAGACUUUGGGGUGGUUGUUUUUUUUAGAGAAAACACAUCUACCAUAUCUUAGUUCACUAUUUACACUUGUUAGCUUGCAAGGCACUUUUGUUUCUAACAAAGGUGUAGGCAAAAGGAUGAGUUUACAGUGAGGCAUUGUAAAUAUAUAGUGCCAUGCUUGGGGUUGUGGGAGGGGUGGGGAACAAUACAUCUUUCAGAUAAACCAUAACUGUGUUAGUUGCCAAUUGGUUGGUCACAUCUUUCCUUGCCAAAAAGCCCUUGAUAUUUGUUAAAUAGCUGGGUUAAAACUCUUUUUUGGUGUUUAAACAUGGCUGGCUCUUCACUUUCAAUACAAAGCAAAUAUCCAUAACUGCCUUUUUACAAUGAGGUUUUAAGUGUCACUGGGUCUUUUUUAUCUGUGAGAAGACAUUUACCUUAUUGGAAUUAGGAAACGCUACUGUUGGGUAAGUAACAAAAACUAGUGGGUUUUUAAUGGUCAAGUGGAAACUAGAAUCCUGUAUCUUUAAAUGAUGCAAAUGAAUUGCUAAUUGCCAAAUGCAACUACUUCAUUUUGGUUCUUUUUGUAUUCCAUAAACAUACACAUGCAAUAAAAAGGCAGUCUGCCAAAUUAAAUUGU
This is a messenger RNA of Hemicordylus capensis (graceful crag lizard), 3105 nucleotides long. RefSeq names its product syndecan 1 (gene SDC1). The transcript is spliced from 5 exons. Gene Ontology annotation, cellular component: cell surface; membrane. Gene Ontology annotation, biological process: cell migration. The record is from RefSeq and is a predicted model, not a curated record. Bases 106 to 1122 code for a protein of 338 amino acids. NCBI's taxonomy places the organism in Eukaryota, Metazoa, Chordata, Lepidosauria, Squamata, Cordylidae.